AGUUGGAAUAUUUAUUCAUAUAACUGAUUAUUGUAUUUUUUUUAAAAACUGUACAAUUGUAUACUGUUUCUUGUCGAUUUACAGAGGUACUGUUGAAAUGUGGAAGCUUAAAGGAGCAGUUGUAGUUCUACUGGUGGUUGUAUACAUCACACAUGGACAAGUGAGCGAGCAAGUAAGCAAUCCCUGUGUGGUGGCAAAGUCAUGUGGGGAGUGUAUAGCGAUAUCGCCGAAAUGCGGCUGGUGCGCGGACACGGGGUACGAUAACACAUACAAGGACAGAUGUGACCUCCUCACCAACUUUAAGGAAGAAGGAUGCUCAGCGGCCAAUAUUUCAAACCCACAAAAUAAGCUUACGUUCCUUAAGGAUGACCCUGUUCAGGAUGGCCAGAGAGUCGGAGAUGCCGUCCAAAUACAGCCACAGUCUAUUAACAUCAAGAUACGACCAAAUACUCCGGAGACGUUGACACUGACCUUCCGUCUAGCUGAAAACUACCCUGUAGACCUCUACUACCUUAUGGAUUUGUCGAACUCUAUGAAGGAUGACAAAGACAACCUUGCUUCUCUCGGAAAUAAGAUUGCUGCGGAGAUGUCCAACAUUACCAAGAAUUUUCGUCUUGGUUUCGGCUCGUUCGUGGACAAGGUGGUGAUGCCUUAUGUUUCAACGGUUCCUUCCAAGCUUCAAGAACCGUGUCUCGGCUGUGAGCCCCCGUAUAGCUUUAAGAACCAACUGCGACUUGACACUAACACUGACUUGUUUGAGGAAUAUGUGAAGAAAGCACGUGUGUCUGGUAACCUUGACGCCCCAGAAGGAGGCUUCGAUGCUAUCAUGCAAGCUGUUCAGUGCAAGGAAAACAUAGGUUGGCGCAAUGUGUCCAGAAAGCUGCUUCUAUUUUCAACUGAUGCGGGCUUUCAUUUUGCUGGUGAUGGAAAGCUGGGCGGUAUUGUGAAACCCAAUGACGGUGACUGUCACUUGGACCCUGCUGGCCGAUACUCCGAGGCCGAAAAUCAGGAUUAUCCAUCUGUGAGCCAGAUAUCCACAAAGAUUCGGGAGAACAGCGUGAAUGUUAUCUUUGCUGUGACGGAAGAUCAGUUGCCCGUGUAUAACAAACUGUCGCAGUAUAUCGAAGGAUCGGAGGCAACUAAACUUGCCGCGGACUCGUCAAACAUUGUAACCGUCAUCAAGAACAACUACCAGAGAAUCACAUCGAAGGUUGAGAUGAACACUCAGUUCGCAGAGAACAUCACGGUCAAGUUCAAGAGCAGCUGUAAAUCUGGAGGUGAGAUGCAGGAAACAAAGGUCUGUGAGGGUCUGUCAAUCGGUGACAGCGUAACAUUCGAGGUGUCCGUCAUGGUGACAGAUUGUCCGACAGAGCCAAGCAAAAGGAGUCGAACAUUCUCCAUCUACCCCAUUGGUCUCUCAGAGUCCCUUGACAUCAGCCUCGAUCUGAUUUGUGAAUGUGACUGUGAAAAACCGGAGAAGGAGAUUGCAAACAGCGACCAGUGUAACAAAAUGGGAACGUUCGAGUGUGGCCAGUGUACAUGUGAUAAGGACCGAUACGGGAACAAAUGUGAAUGUGACGGCACGCAGAGUACUAGCGAGGAAUCCCUGGCAAAAUGCAGGAACCCAAACUCGACCAGCCAGGUUGUAUGUUCAGGUCGUGGCGAGUGUGUGUGUGGAGGGUGUGACUGUAAACCCAGAAGGGCUCACUCCACUCAGAAAUACAGUGGAAUGUACUGCAAUUGCGAUGACUAUGCGUGCAGUUACCAUGACAACCAGCUAUGUGGAGGCAACGGACGCUGCGAAUGUGGUACUUGCAAAUGUAACCCAGGCUUUACCGGCGAUGCUUGUAACUGCCCUACAUCAGACGAUACAUGCAUAACGGCUAAGGGACUGCUGUGCAAUGGUGUUGGAGAAUGUGAAUGUGGCGUGUGCAAGUGUAACGCCACUACUGACUACAAGGGACCAACUUGUGAGGAAUGCCCUACCUGCCCUGGCAAGUGUGAGGAAAACAAGCACUGUGCGCUAUGUAUGGGCUUCCAGACGGGAAAAUAUGGGUCAGAUGAGUGUAAACAGAAGUGCCAACACGUGACACUCGUAGAUGAAAUUGACGAGGAGGAAGUAAAAAAGCGUGAAGACCUUCAUCUGUGCCAGUUUAACGAUGAUGAGGACGACUGUCGCUACUUCUUCACAUACAAAUACGUGGAAAACAAUGAUGUAGAAGUGGAGGUCCAGAAAACUAAAGUGUGUCCCGAGUCUGUGAACAUCCUAGCCAUCGUUCUGGGAACAAUCGGAGGAAUCGUGUUCGCCGGUCUGGUGUUCCUCGUUAUUUGGAAAAUCUGGACGACCAUUCACGAUCGACGAGAGUUUGCUAAAUUUGAAAAGGAAACGCAGAAUGCUAAGUGGGACACUGAGGGUAACCCCUUGUACAACCCUGCGACCUCCACGUUUGUUAACCCCGCCUUUGAUGAAGCAGAUCGGGCUGCUCAAAAGCCCCAACAAUACUAGGCUAGCGGAGAGAAUCCAAUUUACCAACAAGCCACAUCAACUUUCAAGAAUCCAACAUACGCUGGAAAGUAGAUUGGUCAAUCUAUUUAAUACUAUCCAAUCAGACUGCUGUACCCCACCCGCCAUAUUUCGCUCUGUAGACUGGUUUACAUUAUUAUAUAAAAAGCGGUAUACUUGACUUGACUGGUAUCUACCACUUUAAUGGAGUAAUGGAAUACAAUUAUUAUGUAUGGUGUGCUUUGGUAUAACCAUGAAGUAAGAUUGACAUAGAGAUUGUAAUUCUUUCAACAAUUUUUUACAUACCAUCAUGAAGUCAGUAAAUUUCAAGGUGUGAUAGUAAAAGUUUGUAGGGGGGGGGGGGGAGCGGGGGAGUAGUUGCAAGAGAUAAGUUUCUAAUCAGUUCCUGUAUCGUAGUUAUGGAGUUCUUGCUUCAUAAAUAAAUGAGAUUUAUUAACGAAAAAAAACAAAGGCCUCAGUAUCACAAUGCCUUGACUAGUAUUUCCUGUGCUCGAUAAUCACGUGCCUGAUUAUGGGGCUCAUUUUAUGGCUAAAGACGAAUUCUUGAAGCCGAAUGUAAGCCAACAUAUGUCUUACUUUCGUUCAGGCUUAGUUAAGAUUGGAGGCCCAUUUAAUCAAGAACAGUGAAUGUGUAUGGGCAUUUAAACAUCGGGGUCUGGGUUUUGAAUCUCAUGCGUGUCACAUUUAAGAAUUAUUUAUAUUAAGAAUGGCAUCGAAACAUGAUUAGUAUCACCGAAUAUCUUAACAAAUCUGUGUUCACUUUAUUUUCUCAGUUUGUUAAAAUUGAAAUUUUAUCCCAAAAAAUAGUAAAUCAAAUUGAUGGACUUGAAUCAGUCAAGACAAACAUUUACUUUGAUUAAUAUAUGCUGUAUGCAAUUUUCUCUAAGCCUUAUAGUGCUUGUGAUAUUUAUCUUAUGUAUGUUUUGUAUCAUUUUUACCAAUUUUAUGAUUGAAGAGCUUUUUUUUUACGCUUUUAUAAAUGCAUUUUUCAUUAGAGCUUAUUUUGAAUUUUAUUUAAAGUUGAUAUUGGCAAGACAAGAAUAUCAAAUGAAUUUUUUUGGACUGCAUACAUGUAAACUUUUUAUUUCAAAUAUAAGAAAACGACCUUCGUUAAAUUUAAAUAAGUCAAAUAUUAAUCAUGUUCAACUAAUUUUCAUCAAAUUUUGUACAUCGAUGAUGAGACAACCCCAUUUUUUUUACUUGACAUUCAUUAACACUGUGUACAUACAGCCAUACUAUAUUUUGUACAGGUAUAAUUAAAAACCUAAUGCUUAUAGUUUUUGUAACCCCCCAAGAGUUACCUUGUAGCUAUUAUUAAACAAGUAUGACAUUCUUUGUGAAUGAUUCACAGUUUCAAUUAAUUUCUGAAAUGAUUUGCAUGGUACUUAACAGAUAACGAUAAUUAUCAGCUGUCUUAGUAUUUAACAAGGUGCUACGUCAUUAUCCAUAUUCUAUAACUGAUAUUGAAAGGUUGUCAGCAAAAACGCGCUAAAUUAUGAUACUCUAUUUGAGUGAAUUGGGUGCCAGAAUGCCUCAUACAUAUAUUAAAUGAAAGGCAUGUAAAGCUCUUCUGAUUGUGAUGUUACUGUUUUUCUACAAGUGUUUAUUGAAGGGUAAACAUUUGUAAGACACUUAGCUAUGAGGCUUCGUUCAGAUGUUCAGAUCGUAACAAUUCUUCAGUUAAUGAAAUGAUUACUAAAAUAACUCACUAACUUAUGAAGUAAAACGACCAAUAAAGAUCGUGUUAAUGUGAAUUAUCGUUUUUUACUACUGAUACUAAUUAAAUGGAAAUCUCUUUCCACUUAAUUAUGGAUCUUCAGUCAAUUAAUAACACCUGUUCAAUGAAUAAUUGCCAAAAUAGCUGACUGUCUAUGAAGUAAAAUGUUGAAAACCUGUUCGUUUGAAUGCUAUUAUGCAAUUUUCCUGUUGCAGGAGCAGCGUUUCAUUGGUUAGAAUUAGGUUUGUUGCAUUUGAUAAUCCACAUUGCUCUGUAUUAACGAUCUAAGGCUUGACAUAGUAAUUUGUUGUGUUCAAAGAUAAGUUGUAUGACGUCAUCCUGCGGUUUACCUUCUCGAGUUAUUCUGAAGUAAUGUGGCGAUACACUUACCAUAUAUUAUUUUCUAAAUCAACCUACAUAUAACAAUGUGUGUAUACCACGUGUCAAUUUAUGUCAUAAAUGCUAUGUCGGAAGGCAAUAUUUUGCUUUAAAUGGAGACUUUAAACAAAAAUAACCACUAUUUAUUCACCAUUCUAAAUGAAAAUGGCACAGUCUAGAGUUUGAGGAAACUAAUCACCUAAUCAAACUCCGAUAUUAAAAGGAAGACAGGGUUUUUUUAAGCGACACAGACUGCCCUUCAUUUAAAAUGGUGAAGAAAAAGAAAAGUUGUCUUUGUUUUAAGUCAUCAUUUGAAUCAAAAUGUUGCAUGAAGACGUAGCAUUUAUGACGUAAUUGAUCACGUGGUAUAUACACACUGUAUAAUAGAUUUGAUUUGGCAAUAUAAUUGUAAUAACUUGCUUCGAAAUUGCUAUGAAAUAAAUAAGUUAUGACUCAAUUCCAUCCUUAUGAUUCUAAAACUGAGAUCAAAUAUUUCUUUAUAAUUUUCUUUCUAUUGUCUGAUUUGACUUUUCCAUUGCCAAACUAUGUAUACGUCUGUAGUAUAAAUGGUGCAUUUCAUAAUCAACUCAUAUGAACAUCUGCUUACACAUGUAAAUGUACAUUAAAUUACAUAUCCAUUUUGUUUUACUUUCUUAGUCAUUGCAAUUUUUUCUGUAUUUAUUGUAUUAGUUACUGCUUAGCUAAAUUCUUAAUAAAAUUAGGAUGAACUCUUUUUUGUAAUUGUAAUUUGUGUUUGUAAUAAGUUGUGCCUUGACUGAUUUUUAGCUUUUUAUACUGUUUCUUUUGCAUUGAUUAUAAAGAAAGCAGCUCUGAACCAGAAAUGCUGAAAUAUUUGUUUUAAGUAAGUUGAUUUCAUCCUAGUGCUGUUUUGUUGAAUUGAUGUACGUAAAGAGGUUGCGAACUCACAAUGUGUACAUGUAAAAGUUGAAUAUGAGUUUAAAACUUAUGAACAAAUUUCUCCUUAAACGUGUUUGUGUAGAUUUGCUGAAAGUGCUUCACUUGCUAACACACAUGAUAUUCUGAAUGCGGCAGUGAUUUUUUUUUAUUAUACUCACCAACUGUUUUGUCCAAAUUGGGAUUUUUCAAUUUGGGAAAAAUACAAAGUCAUGCUAAAAUAGCAAAUAUACAUGUUUUUACUUAAAUUCAUACAUUAGUCUUAUCAAGAUUUUGUUGAUUUUUUAAGAAAUUCAUUUGUUUUUUUACUAAUUUGCUGAAUCUGCAUUUAAUUAAUUGGGAAAUUAUCAUCAAAUCUUGGAAAAAAUGAAAAAAAUUUCACACGGGAAACAGCUUUCAAAAGGCAGUAAAUUGCACCCCCAAAAAAUCAUUGAGAUGUGUGCACUUUCCACAUACCUGGUUGAUGACAGCACAAAAUGUCUACACCUACACCUACCCGUACAAGAAGUGAUGCGCAACUUCUCCAUUAAAUAGCAAAGCUUGUCCUGAGUACUGUCUGAGUAGUUUUGUGGUUAAAAAUAGCUAUUUUGUUGAUGUAUAUAUACUUGAGUUAGUAUUUAAAGCGUAUUUUAGUUCUUCACAUUAAGUGCCAAGUGUAUAGUAUAUUGUUGUUAUUAAGAGUGAAAUAUAGCAAUUGUACAAGUGUAGACCAAUAUGUUUGUUUUACUUUGAAUUAAAGAGCACGUGUAGAUAGAGCACUUAAGUUUGUGGGAAAAAAUGGUAUAACCUUGCAAUUUUUGACUCUUAGAAAAACCAUGAUAUUAUGUUUGCCUACUUGGAUGAUAAAUGUUUGUACAUUGAAGUUGUGAUUGUAUAAAGUGGUUGUUUUUGCCUGCAGACUGAUUCAUGAAUUAGUGUAUUUUUUGUGUCUUCUUUCAAAGCUGCACUCUCACUGAUUGACUAUUUUGACAUUUCUUUUUAGUUACUGUGUCUCAGAAUCAGCUAAUUUCAAUAGCAAUGCCUUUAAAUCAGUCAUACAAGAUAAAUCAUAAUAGAAUAGAUCUCAAUUAUUCAGAAAACUGCCAAAAAAAAUAAUUUUCUUAAUGCAAUAUAAUGCAGUUAUUAAACGUCAAUUUUUCGAACAUAAAUAUGAAAAAUUGCAAUCUGAUCUUUUGUCAACAGUCUUGUAUCACUGGUUUCCAGACAUUGCCAUGUUCCAAGACAAAAAAUAAAAAAAAGUUGUCAAAACGUUCAAUUUGUGAGAGUGCAGCUUUAAAACACUUGUUUGUGGUAGCAUCACUAAAUUCAUAUAUUGGAUAAAAAUAAACAUUGUUACUAAGAUUACAGAAUGAAAUGAUAAUGUUUUUAAUAUUAAUUGUAGUAGCCAAGCAUUUGUAUGGUAUAUUUUUUAUACAACUUGGUUCACCACAUUUCACUUUUUCAGUACUUUUCCAGAAAAUGAAAAGAGACAUAGAUUGUAAUACAUGUAAAUUAAAAGAUUGAAAUAAAACAGCUGCUUGAACUAUUUACUUUAUUUGUUACUAUUAAUUAGUAUCUAUUAUUUACAUACAUUAUGUACCUUUGCUUUGUAAGAAUGGAGCUUUGACUGCGAGUCAGUGUACUUUGUAUUUUAUAUUUUCAUUUACUGUUACUUGUAAUCAUUUAUUGAAGGUUUUAUAAUAAAAUAUACUGAAACUGU
This is a messenger RNA of Mya arenaria, 7233 nucleotides long. Its product is annotated as integrin beta-PS-like. The transcript has 22 exons. Gene Ontology annotation, biological process: cell migration; cell adhesion mediated by integrin; cell-matrix adhesion. The coding region runs from base 98 to 2506 and encodes 802 amino acids. NCBI's taxonomy places the organism in Eukaryota, Metazoa, Mollusca, Bivalvia, Myida, Myidae. Gene Ontology annotation, molecular function: integrin binding. The record is from RefSeq and is a predicted model, not a curated record. Gene Ontology annotation, cellular component: focal adhesion; cell surface; integrin complex.